Diospyros lotus (date-plum) is the source of this 1610-nucleotide messenger RNA. Its product is annotated as tubulin beta-2 chain. NCBI's taxonomy places the organism in Eukaryota, Viridiplantae, Streptophyta, Magnoliopsida, Ericales, Ebenaceae. Gene Ontology annotation, molecular function: GTP binding; GTPase activity; structural constituent of cytoskeleton. The transcript is spliced from 3 exons. The record is from RefSeq and is a predicted model, not a curated record. Gene Ontology annotation, biological process: microtubule cytoskeleton organization; mitotic cell cycle. Gene Ontology annotation, cellular component: cytoplasm; microtubule. The coding region runs from base 92 to 1432 and encodes 446 amino acids.
GUCCCCACGGCCACUCUCUCUCUAUCUCUCUCUCUCUCUCUCUCUCUAGCGAAAACGCGUCUCCUCGUUGUCGCUUCACCUCUCUGGAAAAAUGCGUGAGAUUCUCCACAUCCAAGGAGGCCAGUGCGGCAACCAGAUCGGCGCCAAGUUCUGGGAAGUGAUCUGCGCUGAGCACGGCAUUGACGCCACCGGCCGCUACCAUGGCGACUCCGAUCUGCAGCUGGAGCGCAUCAACGUCUACUACAACGAGGCCAGCUGUGGAAGGUUCGUUCCCAGGGCCGUUCUUAUGGAUCUCGAGCCCGGCACCAUGGACAGCAUCCGAUCCGGCCCCGUCGGCCAGAUUUUCAGGCCCGAUAACUUCGUCUUCGGACAGUCCGGCGCCGGCAACAACUGGGCCAAAGGUCACUACACCGAAGGCGCCGAGCUGAUCGACUCGGUUCUCGACGUUGUUCGCAAAGAAGCCGAGAACUGCGAUUGCUUGCAGGGUUUUCAGGUGUGCCAUUCACUGGGAGGGGGAACUGGAUCUGGGAUGGGAACCCUUCUGAUUUCAAAGAUUAGAGAGGAAUACCCAGAUCGGAUGAUGCUAACUUUCUCCGUUUUCCCCUCUCCCAAGGUCUCUGACACUGUCGUUGAGCCUUACAAUGCUACACUCUCAGUCCAUCAGCUGGUCGAAAAUGCCGAUGAGUGCAUGGUCCUUGACAAUGAGGCUCUCUACGACAUCUGCUUCCGCACCCUUAAACUCACCACUCCCAGCUUUGGUGACUUAAACCAUCUGAUUUCGGCAACAAUGUCCGGCGUCACCUGCUGUCUCCGUUUCCCUGGCCAGCUGAACUCCGAUUUGCGGAAACUCGCCGUUAAUCUCAUCCCCUUCCCCCGGCUCCACUUUUUCAUGGUGGGUUUUGCGCCCCUGACAUCCCGGGGUUCCCAGCAGUACAGGGCACUCACUGUUCCUGAACUCACCCAGCAAAUGUGGGACGCCAAGAACAUGAUGUGUGCUGCCGAUCCCCGCCACGGCCGUUACCUGACGGCGUCGGCCAUGUUCCGGGGAAAGAUGAGCACGAAGGAAGUCGACGAGCAGAUGCUCAAUGUCCAGAACAAGAACUCCUCCUACUUCGUUGAAUGGAUCCCCAACAAUGUGAAGUCAACGGUCUGUGACAUACCCCCCACCGGCCUGAAAAUGGCGGCAACUUUCAUCGGUAAUUCAACCUCGAUUCAGGAGAUGUUCAGGCGGGUGAGCGAGCAGUUCACGGCCAUGUUCAGGAGGAAGGCUUUCUUGCAUUGGUAUACAGGGGAAGGCAUGGACGAGAUGGAGUUCACAGAAGCCGAGAGCAACAUGAAUGACCUGGUUUCGGAGUAUCAGCAGUACCAAGAUGCGACAGCUGAUGAGGAAGGGGAGUACGAGGAUGAAGAAGAAGAGCAGGAGGGUUAUUAAUGGGGAAUUUUUGGGUUUUUGAUGUUAUUUUAAUGGAUGUAAUGGUGGUUUCGCAGGUUUGGAUUUGCCUGUCUCUGGCAACACUAAAGAGAAUGCUGCCUGGGACCAUGUUAUCUUGUCUUUGUUCAUCAUGACAAUCAUCUUAUUAAGUUUGCUAUGCCAUGGCUUUGUUCCUCUA